Messenger RNA from Mya arenaria, 4522 nucleotides. RefSeq names its product E3 ubiquitin-protein ligase CHIP-like. The coding region runs from base 133 to 978 and encodes 281 amino acids. Gene Ontology annotation, molecular function: ubiquitin protein ligase activity; protein-folding chaperone binding. Gene Ontology annotation, cellular component: cytoplasm; Z disc. The transcript is spliced from 7 exons. The record is from RefSeq and is a predicted model, not a curated record. NCBI's taxonomy places the organism in Eukaryota, Metazoa, Mollusca, Bivalvia, Myida, Myidae. Gene Ontology annotation, biological process: cellular response to misfolded protein; protein polyubiquitination; proteasome-mediated ubiquitin-dependent protein catabolic process.
UCCCAGUAUCUUACAAUAUCUUACAAACUGUUUUAUCAUUAUUGUUAGCUUCAUUCAUUUAUAUUAAUAGCUGAUCCCUCAUCUUGUCUUGAUAUUUUUUUUGACAAAGUUCAGUAUUGCAACGAAAUUACAAUGACAGACACAGAUUUGAAAGAGCAGGGAAACCGGCUUUUCUCUGCAAGAAAAUUUGAUGAAGCCAUAGGCUGUUAUUCAAAAGCUAUCGUUAAGAACCCCUACACUGCGACAUACUUUACAAACCGGGCACUCUGCUACAUAAAGCUGAAACAGUGGGAGAAUGCUGUACAAGAUUGUCGCCGAUCGCUGGAGCUCGACAAAUUACUUAUAAAGGGACACUACUUCAUGGGUCUGGCGCUCACUGAGCAAUUACAUCACGAUGAGGCAAUUGCAUCUUUAAAAAGGGCCCAUGACCUUGCAAAAGAUGCCAAGAAAAACUUUGGAGAUGACAUCACAAGUGCAUUACGACAUGCUAAGCGGAAACGGUGGAACCAGCUGGAAGAAAAGCGAAUCCAACAGGAGAUAGAAUUGCAGUCAUACCUGAACAAGCUCAUACGCGAAGAUAUGGAAAGGCGUCGCUUGACUGUUAUGGAGAGUGCUGAGCAAGAGGGACUGUCGAAUGAUGAAUGUGAUAAAAGCAUAAGGACUUUUGAAGAAGAACAGGAUCGAAGAGUGGCCGAGGUUAACGACUUGUUUGCUCAGGUGGAAGAAAAAAGACAGAAGAGGGACGUUCCUGACUGUCUGUGUGGACGUAUCAGUUUUGAGUUAAUGCGCGAUCCUGUGAUAACGCCGAGUGGAAUUACAUACGACAAAAAAGACAUUCUUGAACAUUUACAGAGAGUAGGCCACUUUGACCCAGUCACACGCACAGAUCUUAACCAAUCACAGCUUAUACCCAACCUUGCCAUGAAAGAGGUCAUCGAACACUAUCUCGAACAAAAUCCCUGGGCAGAGGAAUUCUGAUAGAAAGGAUAACUUCUCAAGAAGAAUUUUAGCAGAUGUGUACUUCAACAAGUAUUAGCAAUUCCAAAUUGAUUGCUGUGUAGUGUGGAAAACUCCUUCAGUUAAAUCUUGCAUUACUUUGAAGAUUUGUACACACAGUGACAUCGUUCUCAAUGCUGAGGCCAUGGACAAUGUGUUUAUCUACAUGAAAUUGUAUGAUAAGAUUACAAGAAAGUAUUGGAACUAUUCUUAUUUUUCUGAGCUUCAAACCUUGACCAAAGAACGGCUCUCAUCUUCGUAUUCAACAGCUUCAACGCCUUUGUUGAUUAUACACUUAGUUCUAUCCCCUUGACUUAUGUAAAUAGUUGCUAACUUGGUAUACAGUCGAACCCUGUUGGCUCGAAUUCCCCGUUGGCUCGAACUGGAUGUUAAGGACCGAUUUCUACAUACUGAAUGUAAACAUUCCCACUUGGCUCGAAAUUAUUUCACUGGUCCCUAGGACUUUGAGCCAAAGGGGUUCGACUGUAUUAUAAAUGAAGUAAAAAUAAAAGCACUUCAUAUGUAGCUGAGUUAAUCAACGAUGUCCAGUAUAUGCUUUAAGUGCCAUUAAACAUUUUCAUAAUUUUACAUUUGGAAGACGAUGGUUAUCAAACUGUAGAAUUAAGAAUAAAAAUGUACAUGUAUAUUGAUACUACAGCGGUUGCCAAUUGUACGGUUACAUGCGUGUAAAUAACUUUUGGAAGUAUGAGAUUCAGGUAUGUGAACCAAUCACAAAAACCAGGCCACAGGUGAAAAUGACGUUAUGCUUAUGAUUCCACACGCAGAAUGUUUAAGGAUAACAAAGAAAUAGUUAAAUAAAACCAAAGUGACACUUAUAAAAAAUCAGUGUUUUAAAACGCCUUGAUUUUUCAUCAUUUUCACCUAUGUCCUGGUUUUCAUAGAUUGCGUCAUAUUAUGGUUAGAAUCAAUAUAUUUCAACUUCUGGCCAGAGUUGAGAGAACAUAAAAAUGUGUGAUCUUGGUCAAACAGGUUUGAGUAAUUCUGUACAAAACUAGCUUUCAUUUAUCACAUUUUAACAUAAACACAUUGGUUAUGAAGUAUGCAAAAUCAGCCUACACAUUCAGUGUUGGGCAAAUGAAAUUUAAAGCUGCACUCUCACAGAUUGAACGUUCUGACAACUUUUUAUUUUAUGUCUUGGAAUGAGCCAAUUUUUGAAAAAAUCCAUGGAAACCAAGUCAAGUCAAAGUUUUAUUAAAAAUUCAAUUAGAACAUUGCCAGUACACAAACAACAUACUAGAUGGCAUUUAAUGACAACAAAAUAGAGUGAAAUAUAGAUAUGAAAUAAAUAUGAGAUAAUUUUUACAACAAUUAAUCUUAAGGAGAAACGUAUGAACUAUAACUAUACAUGAAAUGUAUUUAGACAUGUUAAUUAUGCUAAGCAACAUUUUUUUUAUCCGUAGCGAAUGAUAAAUAAGUAGCAAUAUUAUUUUAUAUUUUAUCAUUAUUACAGGACAUCACGUUAUUAAAUUUGGUCUUAUUAGGCCAGUGAAUAUAAUACAUGGGUAUAUAUUUUGUACGUAAACCAGUUAUAUUAACUAAUGACAUAAAAAUAGAUCGCAGAUUUUUAUAUUUAAGUUCAAAAAUUGAUGUUCUUGCAUUUUCAUUAAACUGUUAGUAAUGGUUUUAGCCAUAAAACAUUAAUUUUUGAACGGAAAUAUGAAAAUCUAUGAUCUGAUUUUAUGUCAGCCAUCUUUUAACAUUGGUUUGCAGAUAAUUAUGCAAAAAUUUGCUCUUUCCAAGACAAAAAAUAAAAAAGUUGUAAAAAUGGUAUAUCUGUGAGAGUGCAGCUUUAAGUCCAACUGCAACUUCUAUUUGUACUGGAAGAUGCAUAUACAUGAAAAAGUAUGAGAAAUGUUUCGCAACUUUUUCGCAGCUUUGAUACGAAACUGCACGUUUCAUUUAUGUUUGUACCCUUUGGUGUUGGCGUCUUACUUCAUACCUCAAACUUACACACAUGUAAAAGUGUAAUUUUUUAAGAAGUGAUCAAAUACGCAAGUUCAUAUUUCAUUGACUGUAAUGAUAACAGUAUGAUUCAUAGCAUUAUUGUCAAGUUCAUUGGUGUUUUAUGUUUUUUGUUUCAUGAUAAAUAUCAGGAUUGUUCAUUAGGGCCCCUCAAAAUGUUUUCAUACUCUUACAGUGACAAUUUGCCCUUUCCUGACAAGUUAUACGAAUAUAUAUAACUCCAACUUAAAUAUUGUAUAGUUAUCGCCCGUUGUAAUUAUAAUUAUUAUGCUGCAAGCUACAUGUAGUCUCGAUUCAAACAAUUAAAGACACAUGUUUUUAUAUAAUGUGUUAUAAAAUAGUCUCUAUUUAUACAAUUAAAGAUAUAUGUUUUAAAAUGAUCUGUAGUAAAAUUAAUGCUUUCAAUUAUUCCAUUUUUUAUGAAAAAAAAAUGGAUUAUAAUGUACUUGGAUUUAAUUUGUUUCAACCUAAUCUUGUAUGAUACACAUGUAAUUUUAAUUGAUUUGGAUAAGACAUCCAACAUGUUACAUAUUGUCAAUUUAGGCAUCAAAAUAAACAUCCAUGGAAUUUGCAAGUUGCCAUUUUUUAUUGGUAAUAAUAAACGUACAGUAGUAUUUAUUUCCAAUGAUUAAUUGCAAGUUGCCCUUGUAUUCUGUUAUUAUAAAACAUACCAUAAUUAUUAUUUUAACAAUGAAUUACAAGUUGCCCUUGUUUUAUUCUGUUAUUAUAAAACAUAAAGUAGUUUUUUUGCUAUGAUUAAUUGCAAGUUACACUGGUUUUAUUUUGUUAUUAUGAACUGUUAUGAUUUUUUUUUAAUGUAUUAUGUUGGAUGUGUUUAAUAGUCAGACAAUGAACUAUUCAAGAACAAUACACAAUAUAUUAUCAUUAUUGUGUUUUAUUUAGUCUGUGAUAACCAUGUUAAUGUUAAAACAGUGUUUUUGUUAAGCAUAAUGAUAAUCAUCCUAUAGAUGGAAAACAAAUGAUAAUUACAAUAAUUGUAAAUGGUUACAUAUAAACGCCGAUCAGGCAGUUUUUGUUAGUCAAAAACAUUUUUUUUUUUAAAUCAAUUAUAAUAUGAAUUUUUAUCUUAAACCAAAUAUGCACAUUCAAUUUAUAGGUCAUUUAAUCAUUUGAUGGUUUGAUUUCUGCAUAAUCUUCACUUUUCUAAUUCAGCGUGUGGAAAUAGUAUUGUUGAAAUUUCAUAAUUUCGCUUGCAGUGAAAAUUUGAAUGAAGGAAAAAACUUGUUUCAUCUCAAGUAUUAACCAUGUAGUGUUCCCACGAAUAGGGAUGUUUUUUUAUGUUGCUUUACCUGUUUACACUAAGUACUUCUGAACUACACGUGUAUAAGUAAUCUUCAUAUUUGUCCUUGGCAUUCGAUCUGAUGCUUUACUAUACACAAUUUACCACUCAACAUUAACGUUAUUUGAAUCACAAUAUCUAUGCUGACAUUGUAAUCAUGUUUAAACUUGCAUUGGCUGUAUGUUGGGUAAUAAAUGUCAUGGAUUUAUUGUUCUUGCUAUUUAAUUAAAUAGUUUAAAAUUG